GUGCAUAAGGAAUUGUCGACCCAUUCAUACAUUUAUGCGUAAACUUCCGCAUGUGACCCAUGUGACAACAAGGGCUGAUUUAUUUCAGACCCAGUCAUUUGCGUUAAGUGUUUCUUUCUAUGCGAUCGAUAACCAGUGUUAACGUGGAUAAUUUAAACCAGAAGUGCUUGAAUACCUCAGUCCGUCUCGGGAAAUUGUCACGUCUCAAGAAACACACAGCCAUGUGCAUUAAAACGAUGUUAAUGAAAUUUUCCCUGGGGUUUUGUCUCUUACACUUAGGGAAUCUUGCCCAAGCGCAAUCAACAACAGGUGAACCUAGUGGCAACACCUUUGAAACAGUUUCAUCCACUGCAGGUGUAUCAACAUUCAGAAGAACAGAACCUACUGCAACUGCUUCAGAUGGAUCAACCUACUCCAUUACAGAACCUACUACAACUACGACAGAUGAUUCAACAUACUCCACCAUUGAACCUUCUAUAACUUCAAAAGAUGGACUGACAUAUUCCGCAACGGAACCAACUGCAACAACUACGGAUGGAUCAACAAACUCCAUCUCAGAACAUACUACAACAACUGCAGACGGGUCAUCAAACUCCUUUACAAACCCUAGUACUUCUACAAUUAGGUCAACAAUCGCAAGUAGAGAACUUACUACAACUACUACAAAUGGCUCAACAUACUCUAUUACAGAUCCUAAGACAUCUACAGCAGAUGAAUCAACAUUAUACAAUACGGGAACAACUACAACUACUACAUUUGAUUCAACAUACUCUACUACAGAUCAUACUACAACAACUACAGAUGAAUCGACUUACUCCACAACAGAGAAAACGACAACUACAACAGAUGAAUCAACAUACUCCACUACAGAACCAAUGACAACAACUAAAGAUGGAUUUACAAACUCCACUACAGAACCAACGACAACUACUACAGAGGAAUCAACUCACAAUCAUUUCACUACAGAUAAAUCAACAUACUCCACUACAGAUCGUACUACAACUAUAAUAGAUGAAUCAACAUACUCCACUACAGAUUCUUCUACAACUAGUACGGAUGAUUCAACAUACUCCACUACAGAACAAACGACAACUAGUACGGAUGAUUCAACAUACUCCACUAUAGAACCAACCAAAACUACUACAGAUGAAACAACAUACUCCACUACAGAACCAACAACAACUACUUCAGAUGAAUCAACAUACUCCACUACAGAACCAACGACAACUACUACAGAUGAAUCAAUAUACUCCACUAAAAAACCAACAACAACUAGUACGGAUGAUUCAACAUACUCCACUAGAGAACCAACGACAACUACUUCAGAUGAAUCAACAUACUCCACUACAGGACCAACGACAACUACUACAGAUAAGUCAACGUACUCCACUACAGAACCAACUACAACUACUUCAGAUGAAUCAACAUACUCCACUACAGAACCAACGACAACUACUUCAGAUGAAUCAACAUACUCUACUACAGAACCAACGACAACUACUUCAGAUGAGUCAACAUACUCCACUACAGAACCAACGACAAUUACUACAGAUGAAUCAACAUACUCCACUACAAAACCAACGNGAUGUGAAUCUGGUGGCACCAUCGUAGAAACUAUUUCAUCCAUUGCAGAAAUAUCUACAUACAUAACUACAGAAAGUACUUCAGCUACUACAGGUGAAUCAACACACUCCACUACAGAACCUACAACAACUACGAGAGAUGAUUCAACGUACUCGACAACAGAACCUACUGCAACUGCUACAGAUAGAUCAACAUACUCCACUACAGAAUAUAAUACAACCAAUACAGAUGGGUCAACAUACCUAGGUACAGAUCCAAUUACAACAACUACAGAUGGAUCAACAUACUCCACUACAAAACCUACGACAACUACUACAGAUGAUUCAACUUACUCUACUACAGAACCUACUGCAGCUGCUAGAGACAGAUCAUCAUACUCCACUGCAGAACCUACUACAACUACUACAGAUGAAUCAACAAACUCCACUAUAGAACAAACUACAACAACUACAGAAGGAUCAACAUACUCCACUACAGAUCCUACAACAUUUACCACAGAUGAAUCAACAUACUCCACUACAGAACAAACUACAACAAUUACAGUAGGAUCAACAUACACCACUACAGAUCCUACAACAACUACCACAGAUGAAUCAACAUACUCCACCACAGAACCUACAACAACUACCACAGAUGAAUCAACAUACUCCACCACAGAUCCUUCUACAACUACCACAAAUGAAUCAACAUACUCCACUACAGAACAAACUACAACAACUACAGAAGGAUCAACAUACUCCACUACAGAACAAACUACAACAACUACCACAGAUGAAUCAACAUACUCCACCACAGAACCUACAACAACUACCACAGAUGAAUCAACAUACUCCACUUCAGAUCCUACAACAACUACCACGGAUGAAUCAACAUACUCCACCACAGAACCUACAACAACUACCACAGAUGAAUCAACAUACUCCACUACAGAACCUACAACAACUACCACAGAUAAAUCAACAUACUCCACUACAGAACAAACUACAACAACUACAGAAGGAUCAACAUACUCCACUACAGAACCUACAACAACUACCACAGAUGAAUCAACAUACUCCACCACAGAUCCUACUACAACUACCACAGAAAAAUCAACAUACUCCACUACAGAACAAACUACAACAACUACAGAAGGAUCAACAUACUCCACUACAAAUCCUACAACAUCUACCACAGAUGAAUCAACAUACUCCUUUUCAGAUCCUACAACAUCUUCCACAGAUGAAUCAACAUACUCCACUACAGAACUAACUACAACAACUACCACAGAUGAAUCAACAUACUCCACCACAGAUCCUACAACAACUACCACAGAUGAAUCAACAUACUCCACUACAGAACAAACUGCAAUAACUACAGAAGGAUCAACAUACUCUACUACAGAUCCUACAACUAGCACAGAUAAAUCAACAUACUCCACUUCAGAUCCUACAACAACUACCACAGAUGAAUCAACAUACUCCACUACAGAACAAACUACAAUAACUACAGAAGGAUCAACAUAUUCCACUACAGAUCCUACAACUAGCACAGAUGAAUCAACAUACUCCACUUCAGAUCCUACAACAUCUACCACAGAUAAAUCAACGUACUCCACCACAGAUCCUACAACAACUACCACAGAUGAAUCAACAUACUCCACUUCAGAUCCUACAAUAUCUACCACAGAUGAAUCAACAUACUCCAUUUCAGAUCCUACAACAUAUACCACAGAUGAAUCAACAUACUCCACUACAGAACAAACUACAAUAACUACAGAAGGAUCAACAUACUCCACUACAGAUCCUACAACUAGCACAGAUGAAUCAACAUACUCCACUUCAGAUCCUACAACAACUACCACAGAUGGGUCAACAUACUCCACUACAGAACUAACUACAACAACUACAGAUGGAUCGACAUACUCCACUACAGAACCAAAUACAACAACUACAGAUGGAACAACAUACUCCACUACAGAACCUCCUACAACUACCACAGAUGAAUCAACAUACUCCACUACAGAACCUUUUACAACAACUACCACAGAUGAAUCAACAUACUCCACUACAGAACCUACAACAACUACCACAGAUGAAUCAACAUACCCCACUUCAGAUCCUACAACAACUACCACAGAUGAAUCAACAUACUCCACUUCAGAUCCUACAACAUCUACCACAGAUGAAUCAACAUACUCCACUACAGAUCCUACAAUAACUACCACAGAUGGGUCAACAUACUCCACUGCAAAACUAACUACAACAACUACAGAUGGAUCAACAUACUCCACUACAGAACCAAUUAUAACAACUACAAAUGGAACAACAUACUCCACUACAGAAACAACUAGAACUACUACAGAUGAAUCGACAUACUCCACUACAGAACCUCCUACAACUACCACAGAUGAAUCAACAUACUCCACUACAGAUCCUACAAUAUCUACCACAGAUGAAUCAACAUACUCCACUACAGAUAAUACAACAACUACCACAGAUGGGUCAACAUACUCCACUGCAAAACUAACUACAACAACUACAGAUGGAUCAACAUACUCCACUACAGAACAAACUACAACAACUACCACAGAUGAAUCAACAUACUCCACUACAGAACAAACUACAACAACUACAGAAGAAUCAACAUACUCCACUACAGAUCCUACAACUACCACAGAUGAAUCAACAUACUCCACUACAGAUCCUACAAUAUCUACCACAGAUGAAUCAACAUACUCCACUACAGAUAAUACAACAACUACCACAGAUGAAUCAACAUACUCCACUACAGAUCCUACAACUUCUACCACAGUUGAAUCAACAUACUCCACUACAGAACAAACUACAACAACUACAGAAGAAUCAACAUACUCCACUACAGAUCCUACAACUACCACAGAUGAAUCAACAUACUUCACUACAGAUCCUACAACAUCUACCACAGAUGAAUCAACAUACUCCACUACAGAUCCUACUACAACUACUGUAGAUGAGUCAACAUAUUCCACUACAGAUCCUACUAAAACUACUACAGAUGGAUUUACAUACUCUACUACAGAGCCAAUUACAACUACUACAGAUGGAUCAACAUACUCCACUACAGAACCAACUACAUCUACUACAGAUGAGUCAACAUAUUCCACUACAGAUCUUACUCAAAUUACUACAGAUGGAUUUACAUACUCUACUACAGAGCCAAUUACAACUACUACAGAUGGAUCAACAUACUCCACUACAGAACCGAAUAUAAACAUUACAGUCAUCGGUUCCAGUUGCACAUCUACUGAACAGUGCCUGCGUCGUUCAACUUUAAGCAUUGCUUCUAAUCCGGUGUCUUGCCAGGACACUGAUGGUGAUGGUCGAAAUGACACGUGUCUUUGUGACGAUGGUCACUUCUGGCAUGUGCAAGACAGAACAUGUACUCCUUAUCGUCGUUUUGUAUGCCGUGAUGACUAUAUAUAUGUAGCGCCCAGGUGGAGAAAGGAACAAUCAGACGAAGAUAUAUAUUUUGGUUCCUUUUGCGUCAUGCUUCAAACCAAUGCCCUGUCAUGGACCGAGGCAGUGGAAGGUUGCCGCUCCCACUCAGGCAAUAUGUUGACACUCUCCGACUUCACUUUGCCACGACCAUAUUCCUCUUAUACGCAGUAUUUGAUUCAGACUUUACAUGCCAGCAUUUCUUCAAGAUAUUGGACCAGCAUGAGGUUAAGUCAAGCCAUACACAACUUUAUCUGGGAAGGUGUAUAUCCUCAACCCGUUAACUACAGUGAACAUGACAUGUGGCAGUGGUCGGACAAUCAGCCUCUCCCGCUCCAUGGUAACUGCGUUGCUACCACAAACAUCUCCAUAUACGGUCGUGCAAACUUAACCACUGAGCCAUGUGACAGCAGACUGCCCUCUAUUUGUACCCACACCCCCAUCAGACCGGAACUGAGCACAGUUUCGAAAUGCCCUGAAGGUUGGCAAGGAUCGGCGGAACUAGACAAAUGUUUUAAAUUUAAUAAGGAACCGGCGUCUUACAAAAAUGCAAAGUCGUACUGUUCCUCUGUGGGAGGAAGACUGUAUAUUCCGCCCUCCUCUUCCUUCAUGAGAGCGUUUGCUAUUCGUGGAUUUGUUUUCAUGGGAGUGGAAUACGCCAGGGUCGGUGUUACCUGUCACACAAAGACGUCCUUGUGCAAGUUAGAAGAUGGACAGGUCGUCCCAUUGCAUCAAUUACGGUCUCUGAUUGGAGGGUCCAUCCUGCCCGAUCAGUUCGGCUCCACCGGAGAAAGAUCUGGCAGCAAUUCCAUGCAAGAUGAAACCUGCUUGGGCUUCGAUCAGAGUGCAAUUUUUGGUCGAAUUCUGUACGCAUCUACAAACUGCAAUGAAUCUUUGCCGUUUAUAUGCGAAUAUGAUUUGGCUAUUAUUGCAUCAGACGUGAAUAUCUCAGAUCCCGUCUUUGAUGAAUCCUCUGAAACCCUCACGUACUCAGUGUCAAACUAUGACCCAAACACCUUCGUGACGUUUGUGAAAGACGGGUUACAAAACCUUCACCGCACUCUGGUUCCAGCGAAUUUGACAGUUACCUACCCCUUACGGGUACCACCAACGCAAUCGAGAGGCGAAAGGCAAGGGUACUACUCUAUUGAGGUUUGGGGAAAGAAGCCAUACAGACGGUAUAGCUCUGGACUAUAUCUUCUAAGAUAUAUCGAUAUAUUCACGUUUAACGGUACCAUGAAAUCACGCUAUCUCGCUUCAUCCCCGAAGGAUUACACAGAACCGUCUCUGUAUGGCGGAGGAGUGGAACAUCAGCCGGGUGUUCGACAAACGCCCUUUGGUCAGAUCUCGAAAGACGUGAGAAGACUAGGAAAUGAGAUUUCCAGGAUUUCCCAAAACUUAUCCGUAGAGAUGGUGUUAACAGAUGUGUGGUACGCAAACACUGGCGGACUUCUUGUAGAUUUCCGAGCACAUGUACAAAAUGCUCAGCGUCGAAAGCGACGUAGUGGCGUCAUUGCCAACAGAACGAUGGAUGAUAUUCUGGGGGAUUUGAAUGCAGAACUAAGAGGGGUUAUGCAGAUUUUCGGUUUUAUACCGUCUACUCUUCAAUUACAGGUCCACCCAUGGGCAGAAGCAGGAAAACCGCCGCCAGCUCCAGCCACCAAACAAUUAACCUUCUCCAGUUGUCCAGAAGACAUGCAACGACACACAGAGUUCAACACGUCACGAGUCACGUGGCCUACACCGGAAGGGAUAGAUAAUUCAGGGAACAUUACUAUCGAAGGGGACUAUGAACCAGGCUAUGUGUUUCCCGUUGGAAAAACUGUUGUCACGUACACUGCCAGAGACACAGCAGGAAAUGAAGCCACUUGCAACUUCACCGUAGAAGUGAAGAAAAUAAAGAAAG
Messenger RNA from Lingula anatina, 6945 nucleotides. Its product is annotated as sushi, von Willebrand factor type A, EGF and pentraxin domain-containing protein 1. The record is from RefSeq and is a predicted model, not a curated record. Lineage: Eukaryota; Metazoa; Brachiopoda; Lingulata; Lingulida; Lingulidae.